CGCUUUGAUCCGCCCGUGCGCGCGCCUCACUCACUCACGCACACGCUCGCGCACGCACAGUUCGCCCGUGACUCCGCCGCCGCCGCCGCUACCGCUGCUGCUGUGUCAUGUUGGACGAGUACAGAUUCCUCCCCUCCCUCCCCUCCUUCCUUGUGCUUCUGCUGCCCUCUGCGCCCGCGACGCCACUUCCAACGCCAACCUCGACGCGCCGCUCACGUCCGACUGACAGCGAGGAGGGGGGAACCCGGACCGUCACCCGUUGGCAAUCAUUACGCGUGGAUAGGACGCACGGGGACUCUACGUAGACGCAUAACAGCCAGAGAGACGAUUGGCUUUGAAGGACAUGCACCCACCCUGGACAGAUUUUCAAACAGACUGUAGAACUUGUGGCAUCGGGAUUAGAAGCCUCCUCGUUCCGCCUAUGUCGAGAUUAACUCUUUGGAGAUGUGGUCCGCCGUGCUGGAACUUGUUUGUACGGGUGCCAAACUUAUUAACUUAUUACCCGGUUCUUGGACAGUUUUCCGAUGCCUUCCCAAACUAAACCAGGAUCACAGAAGCUCCGUCAGCUGCGGACUGCUCUUACUACCAAGCAGCUGGGGCUAAAGUUGAUAUUUCUGUAAAGUGAAGUAAAAGUGCUGCAGUAAUUUUAGUAUUAAGAUAACUAUAAAAAUGGAAAUGUAAUAAUAUAUUGUGUGUAUAUAUACAAAAUUUCAAAAUGUUUACUAUGUCGACAUGAAGCUUAGACAUAGUAGUAGAACAUAGUAGUGGACAAGAGUACUUUUUAAAUGCUCAAUUGAAGUAUGCAAACACUGCCUACCUCUGCUGUUGUAAAUUAUUUUGGCGGGUAUGAGUUUUUUUGAGUUUUCGUCAAAGCCGUGCCCAAACCGGUGCCAUUAGACAUGAUGGAUUCGUGAAUUGUCUGGGAGCAUCAGAAAGACUUUUUGGACUUAGCAGAGUUUGCACAGUAUUUACCGAGAAUGCACUGUCCUAUGAGGAGGAAGCGUCCAACCCGGGACUCCGACUUCUCUGCCAUCGUGGUGCCCUCUAUGCACGGGUCCGGGUACCUGGACUACACUGUGGAGAGCCACGCCUCCAAAUGCCUGAGCGUAAUGGACCAGUUCAGAAGACAGGAGGUGCUGUGUGACCUGGUGCUCCAUGUGGCACACAAAGACACUGUUGUGGAUUUUAAGGUACAUAAGGUGGUCCUAGCGUCCUGCAGCUCAUACUUCAGAGCCAUGUUCACCAGUCACUUCAGAGAGUUUGCUGCGUCGGAGGUGACCCUGCGUGACGUCUGCCCCCAGGUUGUGGGAAGACUCAUCGAAUUCGCCUACACCGCCCGCAUCACCGUGGGGGAGAAGUGUGUGCUGCAUGUGCUCCUGGGGGCUAUGAGGUACCAGGUGGAGGACGUGGCCAAAGCGUGCUGUGACUUCCUCACCAAACACCUGGAGCCCUCCAAUGUGAUCGGCAUCGCGCGUUUCGCAGAAGAGAUCGGCUGCACCGAGCUGCUGCAGAAGAGCCGCGAGUACAUCAACACUCACUUCUGUCAGGUGACCAAAGAGGAGGAGUUCCUGAAUCUGUCCCACUGCCAGCUGCUGGAGCUGAUCAGCCACGAGAGCCUCAAGGUGCUCUGUGAGUCUGAGGUGUACAAAGCGUGUACAGACUGGGUGCGCAGUGACAUGGAGGUGCGCUCUCAGUACCUCCACGCCCUCCUCAACGCCAUGCACAUCUACGCCCUGCCCCCCAAGUUCCUCAAGAACCAGCUGCAGUCCUGCCCCAUCCUCAGCAAGGCCAACUCGUGUAAAGACUUCCUGUCCAAGAUCUUCCAGGACAUGACCCUGCGCAAAGUCCCCCCACCCCCGCUCAGGGGCUGUCAGCUCAUCUAUGUGGCUGGAGGGUACAACGGCGGUUACAGGCAGCAGUCUCUGCCCACUCUGGAGGCCUAUGACCCCAGGAGGAACCUGUGGAUCCCUCUGGCCGACAUGGAAGCGCCCUGCAGCGGCCUGGGAGCCUGCACCCUCUUCGGACUGCUCUACACUGUGGGUGGGAGGAACCUGUCCCUCCAGAAUAACGUGGAGUCCAGCGCUCUGUCCUGCUACAACCCCAUGACCAACCAGUGGCGCCAGCGCGAGUCCCUGAACACGCCCAGGAACAGGGUGGGCGUGGCCGAGGUGGACGGGUGCAUCUACGCCGUGGGGGGGUCCCAGGGCUCCACACACCACAGCACCGUCGAGAGGUGGGACCCAGAGACCAACCGCUGGGCCUACAUCAGCCCCAUGUCGGUGGCUCGUCUGGGGGCAGGGGUCACGGGCUACGGGGGGGCUCUGUACGUGGUGGGGGGCUUCGACGGGCAGAACCGCUGGAACAGUGCAGAGAAGUACCAGCCUGAAACCAACACCUGGGUGCAGCUCGCCCCCAUGGGCACCGUGCGCAGUGGCCUGGGCCUGGUGUGCAUAGGCUCGUACAUGUACGCCAUCGGGGGAUAUGACGGGCUCAGGCAGCUGUCGUUAGUGGAGCGCUACAACAUCAGCAGGAACGUGUGGGACGUCCGGGCCCCCAUGGAACAAUGCCGCAGUGCACAUGGAGUCGCCGUGUACUCCGGACGCAUAUACGUCUUCGGCGGCUUCAACCAGCACGGCUUUUUGUCCAGCGUGGAGUGCUACUGCCCGGAGCGAAACGAGUGGGCCACGGUCACGCAGAUGUCCAUGGGGCGCAGCGGGAUGGGCGUCGCCGUCACCAUGGAGCCCUGCCCCGGGAGCCUGCCCGAGCUGGAGGACGAACAACAACAGCAGCAGCAGCAGCAACAGGAGGAGGGGGCAGGGGUCAGGUAGCACAAGGCCACCACCAGGGAGAGUCCAAGAGCUGCUUCUGUCGUCUGCUGUAAUGGGCAAGGAACGGACGAUUAUACUAGAUUGUGUUUGAGAGUCUGAUGUCAACAUUUCAGAUGGAUGCCGUGGGUUAAAUUAAUGUAACUUUUAUUUAUUUUUCUCAUUUGACCCAUUUUUCGUACCCGUCAGGAGCAGUUCGCAGUUCCCAUGAAUUUUUAUGUAGGUAAAUAGACUGCGUUCACCUUCUAGAAGCUGAUGAUGUUGUGAAUUUUUUUGUCAGGAGUACCUAGCUGGAGAAAUGUUCUAUUUGGAAAACUGAAGGAGCGAGAGGAGACCCAUCCAGGGAAUAGAACCAGGAACCUUCUUGCUGUUGGUGGAAGUGACGCUUGUGCCACCAUAUUGCCCAAUGUGUUUUUAGAGAUUACGUCUACAUAUUUGUCACACUUAUUAUCCUACAGAAUAUAAUUACAUAAUAAUAAUUCAAGGUAGUACAACUAAAGGUGCACUAUGGAACUUUUCUGGUGGAACGUCACUUUUUCCUGAUUAUUUUUCUAAUUAUUUUGUUCAAACUAAACGGCAAAUAGGUGAUUAUUUUAUUUAUUGGUCUCUUAAAAAAAAAAGAGGGGGCAUUAUGCAACUUAAGAGGUUUUUGACAUCAUCCCUGCAUGUUUGAGUAAUUUAGUGAUCUCUCAAGUCCUAUUCGAACCUCUAAGAUUCUGUACGAGACUCUACCCACAAGCCUAUGUCGCCCACACUCCCGCAUGAAAAUUCUCCAUAAAUACCGUAUUUUUCGGACUAUAAGUCAUUCCGGAGUGUUAGUCGCACCAACCAAAAAAAUGUGUAAUGAAGAAAAAAAUGUAUAAGUCGCACUUUUGGGGGAAAUUUAUUUUAUAAAAUCAGAGACCAGGAACCAGUUAUAGUAGUAAUAGAAUGGAGAACAGGCUGAACAGUUCUUCAGAUAACUAACAUAACCAGAACAAGUUUACCAAACUCUCCAUCUCACUCUAAAUCAGUAAAUCCAUUGAAUUCUUCCUCCUCAGUGUCACUUCUGAGUAACUCCACGACCUCCGGAGGUAAACAGAGCGCCGCUUCCUCUUCUGUGUAGCUGUCAUCAGACUCAGCAUCAGUUCCAGUUAGAAUUAUUCUGGCCUUUCUGAAUCCCGACAGGAUGGUUUUGUUGUCACUGAAGUCCAUGUGUUGUCGACUUCCAGGAAAGUUUCAUGGUGCAUACUCCCGGUUACCUUGAAGCUGCGUUCUCCUUCCCCGCUUUUCCCUAGUCCCUCACAAGUUUCUCGCUCACUCCAAACUUUCUUUCUGUUGCUUGAUUAGUUUUCGGCUGAAUAUUUCACUACUUGCAGCAGGACAGAGGCUCUUUCCACAGGAGACAUGCGCAGCAGAGCCAAGUGACAGUGGUACAGGGUAAUAGAAGCAGAUACCGACACACAAACGUAGAGCCUCUCGUGGCUGUCAUUGUGAAAAUUUUAAUAUUUUGCACCGGAGUACAAGUCUUAGAACCAUCCAAACCAUGAAAAAAGUGCGGCUUAUAGUCUGAAAAAUACGGUAAACAAACACUCAAUACAAAUCUGUACACUACAACUUCACAAACCUGAUGCGAUGUGCAGUAGUUUCCAUUGCUCUGAAGGGGGAGUGACUUAACACGGGGAGCAAACAAAAGUGAAACUAAGAAAACACUAACUGCUCUAAAUAUAUCACGUGUUAGCAGUUAAAACCUCACCAAGUAAUAUACCGCCUCUUUAAAGUAUUUUUAGUUAUAAUUAAUCUCCAUGGAGACCAGCAAACGGAUUAGCCACAACCAGAAAAGUUGCGCAAUGCACCUUUUUAUAAUCCUUACACAAAAAUCGAAUAACUUUAUUGUCAUUACAGUACAGAAAAGGACUCUAACACACAAUGUUGACGUCGCGUAACAUUUUAGUCAUUUUUCAUCUGUUUUGAGUGGACGUGAUUUAGACGCUGUGGACGCACAAACUGACCAAUGAGACGCUGCCAAGACGAUGAACCACAGUGUUGCAAGAAGUCACAACGAUGCUAUGUUUGAAAUGUGCGUUGUAAUGUAAUUUAACUUGUACAAAAAGCAAAGUGUGAUUAUUCUAAGUGUGAUUUUUUUUUUUUUUUUUUUUUUUUUUUUUUUUUUUGGUAAUGAACUUUUGUAUCGUGCGUCUACCUCCGCUCGGACCAGAUUUUCGAAUGGUCUGUCGCCAGCAUUUUCACUCACUUUUGUAAUUAUUGUAAAGUAAUUUGUACAAAUAAAUGUGAUUAAAGUUGAA
This is a messenger RNA of Boleophthalmus pectinirostris (great blue-spotted mudskipper), 5110 nucleotides long. It is a transcript of the gene keap1a, whose product is annotated as kelch-like ECH-associated protein 1a. The record is from RefSeq and is a predicted model, not a curated record. Gene Ontology annotation, molecular function: protein binding. Lineage: Eukaryota; Metazoa; Chordata; Actinopteri; Gobiiformes; Gobiidae. The transcript has 12 exons. Bases 978 to 2828 code for a protein of 616 amino acids.